This is a messenger RNA of Hirsutella rhossiliensis, 861 nucleotides long. Its product is annotated as tRNA synthetase class II core domain-containing protein. Gene Ontology annotation, molecular function: ATP binding; serine-tRNA ligase activity; tRNA binding. The transcript is spliced from 2 exons. Bases 1 to 861 code for a protein of 286 amino acids. The record is from RefSeq and is a predicted model, not a curated record. Gene Ontology annotation, biological process: mitochondrial seryl-tRNA aminoacylation. Gene Ontology annotation, cellular component: mitochondrion. NCBI's taxonomy places the organism in Eukaryota, Fungi, Ascomycota, Sordariomycetes, Hypocreales, Ophiocordycipitaceae.
AUGGGGCUGUACGCGCUGGGCGUGGCGACGCGGCGCGGCUGGACGCCCGUGUCGCCGCCGACGCUCGUCUACGGCCACAUCGGCGCCGCCUGCGGCUUCCACCCGCGCGACCAGCACGGCGAGCAGCAGGUCUACGCCCUGGCCCAGUCGCAGGCCGACGCCGACCGCGGCGCCCCGGCCCGCUGCCUCGCCGGCACCUCGGAGAUUGCCCUCGCCGGCAUGGCCGCCGGCGCCACGCUCGACGCCCAGGACCUGCCGCUGCGCCGCGUCGCCGUGUCGCGCUGCUACCGCGCAGAGGCCGGCGCCCGCGGCCUCGACACAAAGGGCCUGUACCGCGUCCACGAGUUCACAAAGGUCGAGAUGUUCGCCUGGACCGCGCCCGACCGCCCCGCCGCCCGCGCCGUCCUCGACGACAUGCUCGCCGUCCAGGCCGACAUCCUCGCCGCCCUCGGCCUCCCCUGCCGCGUCCUCGCCAUGCCCGCCCACGACCUCGGCGCCUCGGCCACCCUCAAGGUCGACGUCGAGGCCUACUUCCCCAGCCGCCGCCAGCUCGCAAACGGCGGCUGGGGCGAGGUCACCUCGGCCAGCCUGUGCGCCGACUACCAGGCCCGCCGCCUCGCCACCCGCACCCGCAUCCCCGGCGGGCCCAUGGCCUUUCCCUACACCGCAAACGCCACCGCCCUCGCCGUGCCCCGCGUCCUCGCCGCCCUGCUGGAGAAUGGCUGGGACGAGGAGACGGCCACCGUGGCCGUCCCCGAGUGUCUGCGGCCCUGGAUGGACGGCAAGCACAAGAUUGGCGGCCGCAAGCGGGGCACCCGCGCAUCUGCCGCCGCCGACGAGCAGCCCUCUUCGGUCCCCUGA